CCCCGAGGCCGCCGCCCGCCAUGCUGCUCUCCAAGUUCGGCUCGCUGGCGCACCUGUGCGGGCCCGGCGGCGUGGAGCACCUGCCGGUGAAGCUGCUGCAGCCAGCCCGGGCCGACAGGGAGAGCUUCGAGAAGCUGUACCAGCUGGGCGCCGUGCUGGGCAGUGGCGGCUUCGGCACGGUCUACGCGGGCAGCCGCCUGGCCGACGGGCUGCCGGUAGCCGUGAAGCACGUGCUGAAGGAGCGGGUGACCGAGUGGGGCAGCCUCGGCGGCACGGCCGUGCCCCUGGAGGUGGUGCUGCUGCGCAAGGUGGGCGCGGCGGGCGGCGCGCGCGGCAUCAUCCGCCUGCUGGACUGGUUCGAGCGGCCCGACGGCUUCCUGCUGGUGCUGGAGCGGCCCGAGCCCGCGCAGGACCUGUUCGACUUCAUCACGGAGCGCGGCGCGCUGGCCGAGCCGCUGGCACGCCGCUUCUUCGCGCAGGUGCUGGCUGCUGUGCGCCACUGCCACGCGUGUGGCGUGCUGCACCGCGACAUCAAGGACGAGAACCUGCUGGUGGACCUGCGCUCCGGGCAGCUCAAGCUCAUCGACUUCGGCUCGGGCGCGCUGCUCAAGGACACGGUCUACACCGACUUCGACGGCACCCGCGUGUACAGUCCCCCCGAGUGGAUCCGCUGCCACCGCUACCACGGGCGCUCGGCCACCGUGUGGUCCCUGGGGGUGCUGCUCUACGACAUGGUCUGUGGGGACAUCCCCUUUGAGCAGGACGAGGACAUCGUGCGCGGCCGCCUCUUCUUCCGGAGGCGCGUCUCGGCAGAGUGCCAGCAGCUCAUCGAGUGGUGCCUGUCGCUGCGGCCCUCGGAACGGCCAACGCUGGACCAGAUCGCCGCGCACCCCUGGAUGCUGGCGGCCGACGGGGCUGCCCCUGAGAGCUGCGACCUGCGGCUUGGCGCCCUGGAUGCCGACGACGGGGCCAGCACCACGUCCAGCAGCGAGAGCUUGUGAGCAGGGGCCUGCCUGGGCCGCGGGAGCCCGGGAGCGACUCAGGCGGCCGUCCCACGAGGCCCACGUCCCACGAGGCCCACACGCGGGCUCCCGGGCCCCUCAGUCCUCACCCCUGCGAGCCUCUCCUCUGCUUUCAGUGCCUUCUGACCGCUGCUCCGGGACUGGGUCAGCCCCGCGCUGCUCCCGCAGCGGCCGUGCACGCUGGACGCCAGACCCCUUCUCCGCUGCUGGGCUGGUGGGCGGCCUUGCUGCCUAUGUGGCCAGGAGCUCUCCUGGUCCGUCACUGGGCGUGUGCCCACCAUUGCCCUCCAGUCCAGUGGCAUUCCGGGCACGACUGUGCACAAACAAUGCAAUAUCCGGGCCUCGCUGCCCGGUGGCCAUGCGUGGCCUGUCUGCACGUGUCCACGUGUUAUUUAUAGUGUGACCCCACGGAGCGCAUCCUGGCCCGCGGGGCUAUUUAUUAUUUAAUUUAUUCUUGGGGCUGCUUCCUCAAGUAGCCUGCCUCCUCCAGGCCCCUGGGGGUGGCUUCCUGUCCCCCAGCCCACAGUGGCUAAUU
Messenger RNA from Ochotona curzoniae (black-lipped pika), 1557 nucleotides. It is a transcript of the gene PIM3, whose product is annotated as Pim-3 proto-oncogene, serine/threonine kinase. Lineage: Eukaryota; Metazoa; Chordata; Mammalia; Lagomorpha; Ochotonidae. The record is from RefSeq and is a predicted model, not a curated record. The transcript has 6 exons. Gene Ontology annotation, molecular function: ATP binding; protein serine/threonine kinase activity. The coding region runs from base 21 to 1001 and encodes 326 amino acids. Gene Ontology annotation, cellular component: cytoplasm. Gene Ontology annotation, biological process: regulation of mitotic cell cycle; negative regulation of apoptotic process; protein autophosphorylation.